GCAGUGUUGACAUCUCAAAAAAGACUAAUUAACAUGAGCGCAAAAAUUCAAAAGGAAUACAAAAUGUAAAAACAUAAUUUGACUAACGAUUGGACACCGGCCAACUACCAAAAGCAAAUGAGAGUUUAAUUCGGUAAAUUCGUGGGUACAUUGGAAGUUACCACACUUCCACGUAGUAAAAUGGCGACACCAAACACCAAUAGAUCUUCCACCGAUACCCACGACAGUAACUUUUAUAGUAUUAUAAGUGAAGGAAUCGACAAUGAAGAAGAAACGGAAUUAGUUGCAGCACAUUCCAGCUACAAUUCUUGCGACAUCAUAUCUAACAGGAUUGACCAGGCCAACUGCAUGUCUGGAGAUAAAGAUGACGACUGUGUGCAGUGCAAAACUUCCAAUGUACCUGUGUGUCAUAUAAAAUUGAAGCAACUAGAGAAUCUCAAAAAUAGCACUAAAAGGCUUCUAUGCUUAUUAGAAGAUGUGCAGGCAAAGACUCAUUCUACGGCGCUGGUUCCCGAUGACCCGCCGAAAGUGGCCGACGUUUUACGACCUAUGGCCAUUUGGAAUCCUGAAGAGGUGGAUAUGAUGGAACGAUCAGUAACUGAUAUCAUCGGUGCCGCAGCCAUGAAAAGAUUGGAAAAACAGACUAAAGAAUUGGACGCCAUUGUCAUUAGAGACAGAGAUGACGAUUGUUCAGUUUACAAAAGACUAACUAGGAAGUGUCACUGUCUGAACCAACAAGAAUACAACGACUUCAUUAUACAUUUUAACGAGGAGACUAAGUUCGCCACCAACACAAUUGGAGAAAUCAUAAAAAACAUUAUAAUCAUCAAAAGGUUUUUAUACAUGGGCAACAAAUAUACGAGAAACGCUUUGAUGUUUUUGAACCAGGGCCUAGAAGAAGGCACAUAUACGGAAAAGUCGGAGAUCAUACAAGCGUGCGCCUUCGCUGAUAUCUGUUGUAUAUUCGACACAUACACGAUUGUGAUCAUGUGCAUUUCUUGGCCGUGUAAGAACCCCAGCUUGAUAGAAGCUGAUACGCAGGAGAUGACUGCGAAAUUCCUAUACAAUCUCUCGAGACUCGAAGAAGGCCGACGAUAUUUAAAUUUCAAUGCAAAAAUAACAUGCGACAUAAAGAAGCUCCUCAAAAAAAAACAAGAUAAAAUAAGUUGUGACACGAUAGAAAUGCUCACUUCAGUUUUAAAUACAUGUCAGCCGCAGGUUCCGCAAACUGGAACGAGUCUAACAUACCAUUGUCGGCCCAUGCAAGAAGGUAUCGGAAACAAGACAUUAAAUGCAUUGAUAGCCUAUCGACAGUAUAUGACUUUAAAUGAGUUGUUUAUGCACCUGGAUAUUCUUCAAAAUAUAUCUGGAAACCAAGAAACGAAAAAGCAACUCACGCCUCAUUUACCAUCAAUAUUGAGCUUGUUCAGGAACAUGCUUCUAGAGUUUGAUAACAGUGACAUAAAUAUUAUAGUUACAAAUAUUAUGGCCAAUUUAGUGGGCGAAAAUGUUGCGAAGAUUAAUGUAAAAGAAAGUUCGAAUGACAUGAUACGCGACACGAUCACAUCAUGUAUAGCAACUGAGCCAAUUCAAAAGAAAAACGUAACAAUUCAAGUACCAGUGAAUAAAAGAAAACAUCACAAAAAACACUAUCCCGCAAAUUUUGUACCCGCCGUUGCAUACCUUCAGAAAAAGGACUACGCUAAUAAACUACAACAAAAUAACCCAAUACAAAAACCACAACAAGCAAGAAAACUAAACAUGUCAAAGAGCGUUGAUAGACCAAAAACCGCUCCAAUUUUAAGCGCCGAUAGAGUUCUGAAUUCGAUGAAUUCGGCGCCAUUAAAACCAAACACAAGUUUUUUCCAAAGGGAAAAUACUACAACCUCUGUAUACACUGCUUUUAUCAACAAGUCAAGGAAAUUCAUGGGCAUAUCGUGUGGAGGUAAACUCCUUUUUAAAUACCUAUUACCUAUAAAGAGUGGAAAUUUAAAAAUGGCAAAGUCGCAGUGUCGUCGCGUAUUACUCACGUCCAUUCCAUUGAUAAGAACAGGGCCACACUACUAUGACGCCACUUUUUAAUUUCCCGGCCGGCUGCCCGGCUGUGAUCGUACAGCGUAAAUUAUUCUAGUUGUUUAAAAAAGUAGGAUCAUCAAGCAACCCACGAUUAUUCACUCAUAUCAUACCAGUUACGUAUUUAUGGUUUUGCCGCCUCAAAAAAGUCUGUCGCGCUAUAGAGUAUGUUCAUACAACAUACUCUAUAGCAUAUCACUUUUACAUGAAACUGUCUACGUAAAUAAGAGUGUGACCGAGUGUGUCCGUGGUCUUUCAAAUGUCCUUAUAAAUUGAAAAACAUUUUCUUUUUUUCAGAUAAAACAAAUGUUAUAGUCGUACCAGUGGAACAAGAAAACAUUGCAGUAAAAUAAAGUGUCUAUAAUUUCGUAAAUUUACAAAAACGUAUAUACAUUUUCUACCUCCCUUAACCAUAGGAAAUCAGAUACAUAAAUUACAUAAUAUCAUAUCAUCUUAUUAUCACUGCAAAAUAAAUAGUCUAAAAAAUAAAAUAAAUUGUAUACAAACAUGUGUAAAUGCUGUGAUAUUGUUUUGAAUCCUUAUAAAAUUACACAAUGCACCAAGACAAAACAUUAAAUUAGGGCUGGCAACCAUGGAAUACUAAACUAAGUUUUUUUUCUGUGCUGGCAACACAUUAGGGUGAUUACAGGGGACAAACCAUAAUGGAACUUGUUAGUCUCUUUUACAGCACUACAAUACAAUACAAUACAAUACAAUAUAACCCUCACUUCUUAUCUUUGUUUUUGUUUCUGUACAUGUAUUGUAAUAUGCAUGAGGUGUGCAACAAAGAAUGUUGUCAUUAAAGUUCAUUGUGGCUUGCUCCAAAAACACUACACAAGGCCAAACAGCCCCUAGAAUGGAAUGAGGUGGAAAAUAAGGAAUGUUAUUUAAAUAUGGAAACAUAAAGCUAUAGCUAUAGACAUAUAAGAUACAGAUAGAAGUUGGUCCAAUAUUUUAUGAAUGUUAAUAUUUUGUUCGGGUAUUUAUUAAGUAGGCCUUUUAAAUGUAGGCAAAGCACUUUUACAUUUUAGUUGAGGUCCAGCCUCCUUAUUCCAUCUUUUCUUGUAUUUUUCUAAUCAUAUACAAUAGAAAUUACAUGUGUACAGCCAGAAAACCACAUAGGGACACAUUAUGACUUGUAUGAAGGCAAUGGAUGUGGCUGCAUUUUGGUGAUUGUCCUACCAUUACUAUUUCUGAAUAUUGCAAGAUAAAAGAGAAAUAGUAAGGAAAAAGAGAGCCCACUAUUUCAGGUAUCUGGAUAAGAAGACAGAAUAG
This is a messenger RNA of Leguminivora glycinivorella, 3348 nucleotides long. RefSeq lists its product as uncharacterized. The transcript is spliced from 9 exons. The record is from RefSeq and is a predicted model, not a curated record. Bases 181 to 2082 code for a protein of 633 amino acids. NCBI's taxonomy places the organism in Eukaryota, Metazoa, Arthropoda, Insecta, Lepidoptera, Tortricidae.